Closterium sp. Naga37s-1 is the source of this 1104-nucleotide messenger RNA. The record is from the annotation of a GenBank genome assembly. Lineage: Eukaryota; Viridiplantae; Streptophyta; Zygnematophyceae; Desmidiales; Closteriaceae.
AUGGGGGCCACAGAUGAUUAUGAUGGUGGUGGUGAUGAUGCCAUGCUCUAUCGCAACAUGGCCCACCAUCGCCUGCAGAUUGAACGAGCCCGUCGCACCGCUGCUGCUGCUGCUGCCGCCGCUGCUGCUGGCGCUGCUGGCACUGGUGCUGGUGCUGGUGGUGCUGGCGCUACAGCCGGUGCUACAGCCGCCUCCGUCUCCUCCCCCACUGGCAGCUCCAGCAGCAGCACCCGAGCCUGGGACCCAGGCUCGGUGGAAGGGGCAGGCUUGGCAGUGGGUGCCAGGGCUGGUUUGGGAAGAUAUGGUUCGGGAUCAGGGAGAGGCGUGGGAGCAGUGGGAGGAGGGCCGGGUGCAACUGGUGCUGCGAUGGGUGCUGCGAGCAGCCAUGGCUCCACGGUCUCUCCCAGGCUCUCUCCUUCAAGGGCGGAUGAGUUGGGAGUGGAUCUGGAGGAGCUGUUGCUCAUGGAGGCCAUCUGGCUCUCGCUGCAGGAUCAAGAGGAGGCAGCUCGCCGCGCAUCAGCUUCAACACCAGCAGCAGCUGCAGCAGCAGCAUCAGCAGCAGCAUCAGCAUCGGCAUCAGCGGUUGCCACUGACACAACUGCAGUAGCUGCACCAAGGCUGGUAGAGGCCGUCCCUGAAGCAGUAGCAGCCAGUUCUGGGGCACCAGAGGCAUUGCCAGCAGCAGCACAAGGUGCAGGUGCUGCAGUAGCAGCAGCAAGUGCAGCGUCAGAUUCUGCUGCAGCAAGCUCUGAUGUGGGUGGGGGGAGUCCGAGUGAUAUGCAGGGCCCUUCACAGGCAUCUGUUGCAGCAGAGGCUCAGCAGCAGGAGGGGGUGCAGCGACAACAGGACAAUUUGCAUGAUGAGGAGGUGAUUGAGAGUUUUCUCAUGCGAGGGAUUGGUGGUGGUGAAGGUGGUUUGGGGGACGGCAGUGAGAGCACUACUCGUGCUGCUGUGGCUGUAGCUGCUGCUAGUGGUGGUGCAGAGGGGGGGCAAGGAGAAGCGUCUUUGGUUGUUCCCGAUGAUUUUGAAGGGCAAAUGCGCCUUGCGUUGGCACUUUCCCUUCUGGAAGCGGAACAGGCAGCUGCUGCGAGCAGGGGAGAGUAG